Messenger RNA from Synchiropus splendidus (mandarinfish), 2998 nucleotides. It is a transcript of the gene clpxb, whose product is annotated as caseinolytic mitochondrial matrix peptidase chaperone subunit Xb. The transcript has 15 exons. Gene Ontology annotation, biological process: protein catabolic process; protein folding; proteolysis. Gene Ontology annotation, molecular function: ATP binding; zinc ion binding; ATP-dependent protein folding chaperone. Lineage: Eukaryota; Metazoa; Chordata; Actinopteri; Syngnathiformes; Callionymidae. Bases 253 to 2109 code for a protein of 618 amino acids. Gene Ontology annotation, cellular component: mitochondrial matrix. The record is from RefSeq and is a predicted model, not a curated record.
AUCUGGCUAACAAUGCUAACCGCCUAGCCGAAUAGUCGACCUACUUCAUAACAGCGAGUGUUACAUCACUGUGGGUCGUGUCCCACCUGGAAAUAUCGGCCUCUACAAGCCAACACUGUCGGGCUCCCUACACAUAUUCUACGACACUAGCAUGUCACAUUAAAUAGACCGGCAGAAAGAACAACAACCGUGUCUACUUUUGUUCCGGGGGCGACUGUUCAUCAUUUUUGAUUGUGAGACAAACGAAGAGUUAUGUCCUGUCCGUGCACAUCGGCUGCCAGGUUGAUUCUCAGUACAGCCCAUCGAGGACUAUCCUGCUCGAGGGGCCAGCUUUAUUCUUUGAGUCGCCAUGGUUCUCGCGAGGCUCACUUUCCUACUGGUAUUCGGGUGAGGUCCUUUUCAGAGACCACAAUAUGCUUUGCUGCCAAAGAUGGUACAACAAAGGACGGUGGAAAUGAUGGGGGAAAGAAAAGUGUCAGCGAGGGGAAGAGGUCCUCUGGCUCUGGCGGCUCUGGGAAGGGUGGUAGUCAGCUGCGAUGUCCUAAAUGUGGCGACCCUUGUACACAUGUAGAGACGUUUGUAACUUCAACUCGGUUUGUAAAAUGUGAGAAAUGCCAUCACUUUUUUGUGGUUCUGUCUGACACCGACUCCAAGAAGGGGCUAAACAAAGAGCCAGAAACUCACACCGAUGCACAGAAACCACCACCUCCCCCGAAGAAGAUCUAUGCUUACCUGGAUAAGUAUGUCGUUGGCCAGUCCCACGCUAAGAAGGUGCUGGCAGUUGCAGUCUACAAUCACUACAAGCGCAUCUUCAACAACAUCCCAGCAGGGAGUCGACAGCAGAUAGAAAUGGAGAAACAGCCCUCCCUGACGCCUCGUGAGUCAGAGAUGAGAAAACGAGAGGAUGAAUACAGAUUCACAAAGCUGCUGCAGAUAGCAGGAAUCAGCCCAAACGGAAACGCGCUGGGAGCCUCCAUGCAGCAGCAGACCAACCAGCCGCCGCCUCAGGAGCGCAGGGGCGGCGAAGUGCUGGACUCCACUCAUGUUGACAUCAAACUGGAGAAGAGCAACAUUAUACUACUUGGUCCAACUGGCUCUGGAAAAACAUUGCUGGCCCAGACUCUGGCUCGCUGUCUGGACGUUCCCUUUGCCAUUUGUGAUUGCACCACACUGACUCAGGCUGGAUACGUGGGAGAGGACAUUGAGUCCGUUAUUGCCAAACUGCUGCAGGAUGCCAACUACUCUGUGGAGAAAGCACAGCAAGGUAUUGUGUUCCUGGAUGAGGUUGAUAAGAUCGGGAGCGUCCCUGGCAUCCAUCAGCUGCGGGAUGUGGGAGGAGAGGGCGUCCAGCAGGGUUUGCUGAAACUGCUUGAGGGAACCAUUGUCAAUGUCCCUGAGAAGAACUCCAGGAAGCUGCGUGGAGAAACCGUGCAGGUGGACACCACUAACAUCCUGUUCGUUGCCUCCGGUGCCUUUAACGGACUUGAUCGAAUCAUUAGCAGAAGGAAAAACGAGAAGUACUUAGGUUUCGGGACGCCUUCCAACCUGGGAAAGGGGCGCCGCGCCGCGGCAGCCGCUGACCUGGCCAACAGCAGCGGUGAGACUGACACCGUGGCCGAGAUCGAGGAGAAGGACCGGCUGCUGAAGCUGGUGGAGGCUCGCGACCUGAUCGAGUUCGGAAUGAUCCCAGAGUUUGUGGGGCGUCUGCCUGUGGUGGUCCCUCUGCACAGCCUGGAUGAAGACACGCUUGUCAGAAUCCUGACCGAGCCCCGGAACGCUGUGGUGCCCCAGUACCAGGCGCUUUUCUCCAUGGACAAGUGUGAACUCAACGUGACGAACGAUGCCUUGAGGGCCAUCGCCAGGUUGGCCCUGGAGCGGAAGACUGGAGCCCGUGGCCUCAGGUCCAUCAUGGAAACACUACUCCUGGAGCCGAUGUUCGAGGUGCCUCACUCCGACAUCAUGGCGGUCGAGUUGGACAAAGAAGUGGUUCAAGGAAAGUCCCAGCCUCGAUACAUCAGAACUCCAGCCAAGGAGUCCUCAGAUGAGGAGUACGACUCCGGGAUCGAGGAGGAGAACUGGCCACGACAGGCGGACGCUGCCAACAACUGAAGUCACCCAUUUCACCUCGAGGCGCGGCAGCGGGACGUGGUUGAAUCCUUGAGUUUUACAACACAGCAGUGGACGUUUUAGUGGACGAUGAAGGCCGGCCGAUCUCGCUGCGGGGCGUUUUAAUGACGAACAAGUUGAGAUAGCGUAACAACCUCUUGUCCUGUGCGUCACUUGUUAAUUCUCUAGCAGUGCACUCACAGGUUGGACCUUUCUAAAGAACAUUUCAAUCUCUGGGGAUUGUUAACAUUUUUAUCUAUAUAAAGAUAAUGCAAUUUUAUUCAUAAGGUUUGUAGCUAGUCUGUUUUCUUCUCGUGCGGUGAUGGGCUGGAAAGGAAAGGGAAGGGAAGCGAAGCGAAGAGAAGAGGUGGAUGUAUCGGGGUCAGCCUGUGAACGCGGCUCGCUAGCACGUCUCCAUGUCGAGCCAUGCCUUAAAUCAUGAGGGCAUGAUAUUCCAUGAGCCAUCAAUAUUUUGAUGUUUUCUUCCUCCCACCAUUGUGACAAUGGUGUCGACAGUAGAAAAAUGGGCUGUAAGAUGUUCAGCUACAUCGUGUAGAGAACCUUUGUAUGACCUUGUAUCAGGCGGGUUUAGCACACCAGCACAAUCUACGGCAGGAUCUGAACCGCUGGUGACCUUUUUCCAGGACAGAAUGGUUAUUUUUCAGUGUUGGUUUUUUUUUUUUUCCCAUCCCAGUCCUGCUCAUUUAUUAUGGAUUAUAUUUGCUUUACGUGUGGCCAGAGCAGGAUGUGAAGAUUUUGGGUUUGUUAACCAUCAACUCCAGACUGACUUGGGUUCUUAUUUUCAAAGGCGUUGUUGCUGAAGAUCGAUUUGUCUUUAAUUUAACCUCAUGUAAGAACAAGAGUGAUUUUUUUUUUUUUUUUUUUUUUUUUU